AUGGAUCACUCCCGCGUUUUGAGGAUCACAAAUGUUGUGCUUUUACUCACGGCUUAUCAGAUGCAUUGGUUUGAGAAGAAAUCGCAGAGGUUCCGAUUGUCACUGCCCGGAGUGGUCAAUAUUUUAGUGAUCGGUGUCAUCUAUGCCGGAUGCUUUUCCCAACAUUUUAAUUCCACGUCGUCUCUUCUAAAAGUUCUGAAUGAUGUGUCACCGUUCCUAUUCGUAUUGACCAGGACGCAACUUUUCUUGGGAGCCAAAGUAUUUGCGUAUUCCGUCUAUUCUUCGGUGAAAUCUGUGGGUGCUGUUAAUUCCCUGGUAGAAUCACUACCAACCAGAAACUCUGGAUUAAAGAAAGAUGAGGUCAUAGCCUACGCCCUACUGGGUUCCACCUUUGGAACUCUCUUCUGUUUUGUACUCUACAUAUCGUAUGAAAUGAAAUUCGAGCUGCCUCCGUUGCAGGAUGCCAUGAUCGGAUUGGCUCUAUUUCUUCCUCAUCUGAUUUUAUCAGGAUCACUGAGAUUAUACAUAAUAUUGGCCUGGUUAACUCGUGGACAAUUGAAGCAAUUUAAAAACAUUGCAGAGGUGGAGUUAAGUGAUAAUUUGAUAAAAGACGAAGCGAAUGUUGCUUCCACUUCUUUUACUAUUUCUACGAAAAGUUCCAGCGUGGAAAAUUUAGAAAAUCUGAAGAGAAAGCUGGAGGUUCUGGGAGCCAAUUUCAGAUUCUUUUUCCAGUCCAUUCAGCACUCUUUGAUUUUUCUUUUUGCCAUGAAUGCAAACUGUUUACUAGGAGGGAUAUAUUCGUAUACAUACUACUGGAAUACUUGGCACGUAAUCUUCGAGGAUCGCAAACGAAGAAUCUUCUAUGCGGCAAAUGCAUCCAUAUAUGCCUGUAUUGCUAGUGAUUACAUCUGCCUAAUGGUGGUUCUGUUUAUGAUGGAGAAAGAGAGGAUGAACUUUAUUAAAUGUCUAGAUUUCUUUUUGACCAAGAGGAAUUCUCUAUCGAAGAGAAUGCGAUCCCUUGCCAAAGAUAUAAAGAAAGUUCUUAAAAUAAACUUCUUUACCAAAUUUCACUCGUUCAUUCGAUUCAAUAUUAGUCAUGUCAGUUUGAUGGUUUUCCUCCAAUUGCUUAUAAUUACGUUGAUUGUGAUGUUCCACUAUUUGAAUGACGAAAUUCUGUUGCUGAAAGAAGAGUUGAACAGCAAAGACGAUAAUUAA
Molecule: messenger RNA, 1215 nt
Organism: Drosophila suzukii
Lineage: Eukaryota; Metazoa; Arthropoda; Insecta; Diptera; Drosophilidae
Source: RefSeq, a predicted model, not a curated record